AGAGUAGACCCCGCUCACCGCAGCUAGAGAAAGCCCUGGGGCAGCACCAAUACCCAACGCAGCCAAAAAAUAAAACAAUAAAAAUAAAUAACAUAAACAUUAAAAAAAAAAAACUCAGGCUUUGAAGAACAAGUGAACACACAUAUGAAAUAUGGUUGGAGAUUGUCUUUAAUCAUUUUGGAAUUUGAGAACGCUUUCUCUUUUUGCCACACUGCAGAUGAAGAGCUUAGAAUUUGAUAAAUUAUAAACCUAAUGAGGCUUCUAACUCCUCUAGCCAGUCCUUAGCUGCCAGGAAAUGAUCAUUGUUACUUAAUUAUAAGAUGAAACUAAACAUUGAGAAAUGUUGAAAGUGAUCUGAUUGGCCAAUAUUCCAAGGACUAAUUCCACAGGCAUGCCUUCUACAUACCAAUUAAAGAUGCAUCACCCAUAAUGCUGCAUGCCAUUGACUGUAUUCUAUGUUGUCAUUUUCAGAUUCGAACAACAAAAACAAUUCCAGUCUAGGGCACCUCCAAUGACUGCUAGGUUGUUCUAAUUUAGAGGAAAAGCACUCCUCCUAUGGGCUGAUUACUCCUCACUUUGACCACACCCAAGAGUCUGUCUUAAAGAUAAUAAAAGCAACCAAUCAAUCGAUCAUCCAAUUUAGCUGUCGGGUAGAAAAAUACCAAAGAGCUUUCCAAAGGAAAGUUUAGAUGUGUGACAUUUCAUUUGGAUUUUGAGGGGCAAUUCAUAACUGUCUACCUGUUUAACCCCAACCAUUAGGAACCCAAGGGGAAACAAUUUGGUAAUUAUUUAAUGGACAUCCUGUGUAGCUUUUUUCACAGAAAGUAUGUGUAGAGACUCAGAAGCAGGCUUUUACUUCAUCCCUGAAAUUACUACUAAUUUAAAGUCACUUUUCCUAAUGUGCCUAGCCAUCCCAUUUGCCUAUAAUUUCCCAAGAACUAUAGUCUUUGAAUUCACUCCUGGAUGGGAGGAAAGAUAGUUCUGCAUGAUAUACAAUUUUAUUUAAGUAACCAGUAGUUUUCAAAAGAAAGAAGAUAUUACACUGCUUUUCUGAACGGGCAUCCUAUGUCAUGGAAAGAUGGGCCUGGAAGGGUUGAACCCAAACACUUACACAUGCACUAGAUAGAGAAAGCCUCUCUGUCUUGCAUUGUUUUUCUAGGUCUAACGAAAACAUGAGGAUUGAGGGCUUGGCCUCAGCCUGGUAAUGUAGUCAGGAACGGAACCUUGGUAGCAAAAAAUCAGGAUAACAGAAGAAUCAUUAUGUUUAGGGGAAGGAAAGAUCUCCAAAAAAAGAGAGACUAUUCUGAAUAACUCAGGCUCCUUUUCUCUUUUUCUUGUGUGAAAUUCAAUGUUUCCUUUCUCCUUGUAGCCUCUACAGAGGGUGAUGUCAUUCUGAGAAGAAGCUUAUGCUCAGGGGCUUUAGAAGCUGAGGCAGCCUCACAGUCACUGGCUCCCCUGACCAAUGAGAGACUUGCUAAAGGAGAAACAAACUAUGAAGGUAGAAAAUUCUGCCCUGAAUGACGAAUCUCUGUAUUCUAAGGGUGAUUCCGAGCUUUAGAGGUUGUGGGAAUGUCCUCAGUCAGAAGUGAGACAAAACCCUUUCAGUUGUUUGCACUCGGGAAACACCCUCAUUAUGAGGCCUAGGGAUAAUGAGUCAAAGCCAAGGACUGGACCUUGCUAAGUCUGUGGGUACUGUUGAGCCUUGAAAGGAGUAUGCAAGGUUCUGGGUUCAGCGCCUCUUCUAUAAUGCCUUUCCCCUCCCAGGUCUCCAGGUCAGGUAUGGCAGGACUUAAUGACUCCGAAUCUCUGCAAUGAGUGGCAUCCGGAUAGCCCAGGGGAACUAGGCAACACCACCCAACCUGCACUGGGAUUGGAGGUUGGGUGGAGUGACUGGGAGUCGAACACCUAAGAGGCUGUCUUCUUGUGAACGUCAGAGAAAGCUUUGGCCAAGCCUGUUAGAGAUGCGUGUGCAGACCCGGACCCUGCAGACACAGGCACCUCUGAGUCCUUCGGCCCAGAGCACCUGACCUCUGACCCCCAGCACAGGAAAGCAGCAUGGUCAGGAGGGGUUAAACUUCGGCUGAAGCACAGGCGCAGUGAACCUGCGGGCCGACCUCAUUCUUGGCAUUCAACCAAAUUUGGGGAGAAUCAACCCGAUGCCAGCAUGAUGCAGAUAUCUCAGGGCACGAUUGGCACUCCUUGGCCCCAGAGCUACCAUUCCAGCUCCUCUACCAGGGACCUCUCCGGCUAUGACCAUGCUUAUCUGAGGCGGAGCCCUGACCGGUGCAGCUCCCAGGGGAGCACGGACAGCCUGGAGCCCAGCGGGGGAUGCCCGCCCUGCCACCCUCUCUCCCCGGCCAAGUCUACCAGCAGCAUUGAGCAGCUUGGCCACCUCCAUAACAAGAGAGACUCGGCUUACAGCUCCUUCUCCGCCAGUUCUAGCAUCCUCGAAUAUCCGGCGCCCGGCAUCUCUGGCCGGGAGCGUUCAGGCUCCGUGGACACCACUUCUGCUCGAGGUGGCCUCCUAGAAGGGAUGAGGCAGGCAGACAUUCGCUAUGUUAAGACAGUCUAUGAUCCCCGGAGGGGGGUCUCAGCAGAGUAUGAGGUGAACUCAUCAGGCCUGCUCCUGCAAGGUAAGGAGGCCCGAGCAUUGGCAGAUGGUCAGGGCUAUGAGAAAUGGCAUAGUGUUCCUCGGGGCAAGGAAGCACCACCCCCCUCCUGGAGCCAGCACUGCCCCAGCUCCUUGGAGACCACCGCGGACAACUUGCCUCCUAAAGUGGGCGCGCCCCUGCCCCCAGCUCGGAGUGACAGUUAUGCGGCCUUUCGGCAGCGAGAGCGGCCUGGCUCCUGGUCUAGCCUUGAUCAGAAACGGUUCUGCCGUCCUCAGGCAAACUCUGCAGGCACCCUGAAAUCUCCCUUCAUAGAGGAACAGUUGCAUACUGUGCUGGAGAAGAGUCCAGAAAACAGCCCCCCAGUGAAGCCCAAGCAUAAUUACACCCAGAAGGCCCACCCUGGCCAACCUCUGCUGCCGACUGGCAUCUACCCGGUACCUUCCCUGGAGCCACACUUUGCCCAGGUGCCCCGGCCUUCCGUGAGUGGUAACGGCACCCUCUACCCUGCGCUGGCCAAGGAGGGCGGGUAUCCAGCUCCGCAGGGAGCUUGCGACACAACGGCCGCCCUUGAUGAGAAUGGGAACCAAAGUGGAUCUAGCAGGCCUGGCUUUGCCUUCUGCCAGCCCCUAGAACAUGACUCAGUGUCCCCAGGAGAGAGGAAACCUGAAGUUUCAGCCAAAUGUGUCCCCUACAAAGUCCAUUUCCUCUCAGUGCCUGAAAACGAGGAGGAGACCUCCCUGAAGAGACUUCUCACACCUCUCCAAGGCGACAGCCCACAUCCCAGUGAGAGAAAGAGCACCCAGGGCAACAAAUAUUCUAAUUACCACAGCCUCCAAUCCCCUCCGGCUCAGGCCUGGCAAGUGGGUGAAGACAAGAGAUCUUUCCUGCCCUCAGAGCCUUGGGAGGGGGAUUUCCAUGAAGACCACAAUGCCAACCUCCGGCGGAGGCUCGACAGAGGCAGCCUGGGCCAGAGCAUGCCAGGCAACUUUGGCAAGACCACAUCUGCCUUCUCCUCCCUCCAAAACAUUCCUGAGAGUCUAAGAAGGCAAAGCAGCCUGGAUCUAGGAGGGGGAGCCCAGGAGAUCUACCUGGAAGGCACGUCCACCUGUACAGUCAGCACCAAGGCAGAGGACUCUGGAAGGACUGUUGUUCCUGAUCACAGGAGCCAGCUGGACAGGUCAGUUUCCUAUCCCAGGCCUGAGGGGAGAACCAGUGCCUUGGCUUCGUUCCACAGUUCAGACCCAAGGUAUGAAGAGCUGCCCUCCCCGCCCCCGCAGGAGACAUCCAGUCUGGGCCGAAGGAGGCUCAGCUCCAGCAGCACCUCGGCUCUGCAGGGCUUUCAGUAUGGGAAGCCCCACUGCUCCGUGCUGGAGAAGGUUUCCAAGAUCGAGCAGCGAGAGCAAGGGAGCCAGAGACCCCCGAGUGCGGGCAGCUCUAGUUACGGUUAUAACCACAGGCCCAACCGGACACUCCCAACUUCUAAUACUUUGGGGAAUGACUUGGAGGAGACAAAGGCCCAUAUGCGUUUUUCCGAAUCCAUUGAACCCCUAGGCAAUGGGGAGCCGCACUGCAAAAACGGGGAGCCGAAGUCGGAAGAGGUUUCCUGGCAGCCGUGUGGUCAGCAGCCGAGGCGGGACGCUCGCCUGCUCCGCAGCCAGAGCACCUUCCAGCUCUUCAGCGAGGCGGAGGAGGCGGCCGUGUGGCCCGAUGACCGGCCCCGCACGCCAGAGUCGCUCGUGCAGGAUGCCCCCUUCAGCCGCGCCUACCGGAACAGCAUCAAGGAUGCGCAGUCCCGCGUCCUGGGCGCCACCUCCUUUCGACGCCGGGACCUCGAGCCGGGGACGCCCACAGCCGCCAGGCCCUGGCGGCUGCGACCCGCCUCCGCCCACGUGGGGCUGCGGAGCCCGGAAGCGCCGACUUCCGCCUCUCCGCACACUCCGCGCGAGCGGCACAGCGUGACCCCGGCCGAGGGCGACCCUGCCCGGCCCGCGCCCCCCGCCGCCCGGAGGGGGCCCCGCCGGCACCUGACCCCUGAGCAGAAGAAGCGCUCGUACUCGGAGCCCGAGAAGAUGCACGAGGUGGGGGUCUCGGAGGAGGCCGAGCCGGCGCCCCCGGGCCCGCCAAGGAAGGGGCCACAGUUCGCGGAGAGCUCCGUGGCUGACCGGCGCCGCAUCUUCGAGCGAGACGGCAGGGCCUGCUCCACUCUCAGCCUGUCGGGGCCCGAGCUGAAGCAGUUCCAGCAGAGCGCGCUGGCCGACUACAUUCAGCGCAAGACCGGCAAGCGGCCCGCUGCCGCCGGCGGCGGCCUCCAGGAGCCUGGGCCGCUGCGGGAGCGCGCCCCGAGCGCCUACCUCCAGGCCGCGCCCGAGGGCCCCAGCCUCGCUGCUGCCUCCAGUCUCUCCUCUCUGCGGGAGCCCAGCCUGCCGCCCCGCAGGGAGGCCGCCCUCCAGCCGGCCACCGCGGAAGGGGGUGGCGGGGAGCCGCCACGGGCCCCCCGAGAUCGCAGCAGCUCCUUUGCCGGCGGCCGCCACCUCGGGGAACGGCGCCGCGGAGACCAAGCCCCGAGAGAACUGCUCAGUGGAGCUAACAGCGGUUCAAAGGGCCCCCAGAGGCUGGACAGGACCCCUGGGGAGCCCUCUCCGUGGGGGUCCGCGGCCGGGAGGGCCGGGAAGUCCAUGUCGGCCGAGGACCUGCUGGAGCGCUCAGGCGUCCAGGCCAUCCCUGUCCACAUGAGGUCACGGUCAUCUCCCACCGCAGACAAGCGCCAGGAUGUGCUUUUGGGGGAAAACAAUGGCUUUGGUCUUGUGAAGGAUCCAUGUUAUUUGGCUGGCCCAGCAUCCAGGCCAUUCAGCUGUUCCAGCCGUGAAGAGAUGUUGUUGCUCCAACACCAUCCCAGCCCUCGUUGCGGGGUUUCGGGCUGCAAAGCAGGUGGUGGUGCCUCCAUUCCCGGCAGGGGUCUGGGACCGCUGGACCCCCCCAGGCAGGCCAGCAGAACGUCUUGCCCCCGGCCCCUGCCCUCAGGAGCGCAAGGGCAUCUCCCGGACACCAGGGCUGCACCGCCGAGCUCAGCCCUGCCUGCCCCUGGCCCCUCGAGCUACUGCUCACAGGCCGCCGCCGCCCAGCCCUGCACCCAAGCCGGGACCCCCAAAAAUGGCGGCCACUGGCCGGCCCAGCCUCCCAGCCCCGAGCGCAGGAAGGAGGAGGGAGCAGGGACGCGGCCCUCCCCGCCCUGGGUGAAGAGGGCCCACGCAGUCCGAGAGGACAGCCUCCCCGAGGACGGCACAUCGCCUGGGUGCGCGAGCCCCAGGCACUACCCCAAGCCGCAGGCCCUCCCCAGCCCGAGCAGCACUUCUGACCCGGACACGCCCCUCGGGGCCCCGGGCACUCUGGGCAGGGUCUCCCUCCGGAUCUCUGGGUCGGCCCCGCUGGCCUCCCUGCCGCCUCUGGAGGACAACGACGACGAGGUGUUCGAGAGGGACCUACGCUCCACCGCCUCUUCCGGCCCCGCCUGCGAAGCGCCGCCCCCGCCCAGCUGGGAAGCCCCGGCCCAGAACCUGGACCGCUUCCCUCCGCCUCCCCCUGAAGCUGUGUGCGAGGAGCAGUGGGACAGCGAGGACUACCGGGAGCCCCACGCCAGCAGCUCCGGCAAACUUGCCAAGGUGACAGUUGCCAAGGAAAGGCCCAUCCCUGGUGCAGCCCAUUUGGUUGAUAGUCAGAUACUGGCUUCCAGAUCCCAAACUUCCAUCAAGAGUUCAGAGGCCAAUGAGACCAACCCACCCUCCACCACCGGUGCUCCGCCCCAGCCUGCCGGGUCUCUUAGCAAGCAGCCAAGCCCAGGGCAGCCACCUUCCAUCCAGACCCAAAGCCUCAGCCACGACCCAGUCAGUGGGACUCAAAGUUUAGAAGAGAAUGUCAGUUCUGGCCCUCAGAAGACCUCAGAAGACAUGAGAACAGAGACUCUGGCCAAGGAAAUUGUCCACCAAGACAAAUCUCUGGCAGACAUUUUGGAUCCAGACUCCAGAAUGAAGACAACUAUGGACCUGAUGGAAGGUUUGUUUCCACGAGAUGCUAAUCCGCUGAAGGAAAACAGCAUAAAGAGGAAGGCCAUGCAGAGAACUGUCAGCUUCCCAGGAUGUGAAGCUAAGAGGAGUGAAGACAAGGAAGCAGCGGGCAUGUUGGUCAACUGUCCUGUCUACUACAGCGUGUCUGCUCCCAAGGCCGAGCUUCUGAACAAAAUCAAAGCUAUGCCAGAGGAGGUGAAUGAGGAAGAGGAGCCGGCAGACAUCAACGAAAAGAAGGCGGAGUUAAUUGGAAGCCUCACCCACAAGCUUGAGACCCUCCAGGAAGCCAAGGGGAGCCUGCUGAUGGACAUCAAGCUCAAUAACGCCCUGGGGGAAGAGGUAGAGGCCUGGAUCAGUGAGCUCUGCAAGCCCAAUGAGAUCGACAAGUACAAGAUGUUCAUCGGGGACUUGGACAAGGUGGUGAACCUGCUGCUCUCCCUCUCAGGACGCCUGGCCCGCGUGGAGAACGUCCUCAGUGGCCUUGGUGAAGACGCCAGUAACGAGGAAAGGAGCUCUCUCAACGAGAAGAGGAAGGUCCUGGCUGCGCAGCACGAGGACGCGCGGGAGCUCAAGGAGAAUGUGGACCGGAGGCAGCGCGUGGUGCUGGACAUCCUGGCCCAUUACCUUUCCAAGGAGCAACUCCAGGAUUACCAGCAUUUUGUGAAAAUGAAGUCGACACUCCUCAUCGAGCAGCGGGAGCUGGACGACAAGAUCAAGCUGGGCCAGGAGCAGGUCAAGUGUCUGCUGGAGAGCCUUCCCUCGGAUUUCGUGCCCAAGGCAGGGGCCCUGGCUCUGCCCCCAGGCCUCGCCGGUGACGUGACUGCCGUGGGAGGGUGGACUGUCAGUAUUUUUCCAACAGUAACCUCUCCACUUUAACCUCUUCUCCAGGACCCAACGAAAAGCCCACCCCUUCUCUCAACACUAUUUAAUCUGAAAAACGUUUCAGUACAAGCCAGCCUUUAAACUCUAUGGGUUAUGGGGGUUUUUCUGGAUAAAAGGAAAAAAUUCCAUCCAGGAAAAAGCCUGUCUUUUCUUUCUCGCCCUUCAUGAUUGAUCUUCUGAGAGCUUGAAUGCUGCUGGGAACUUACCCCUUUCUGUUGUCAC
This is a messenger RNA of Delphinapterus leucas (beluga whale), 7777 nucleotides long. The record is from RefSeq and is a predicted model, not a curated record. NCBI's taxonomy places the organism in Eukaryota, Metazoa, Chordata, Mammalia, Artiodactyla, Monodontidae.